Cololabis saira (Pacific saury) is the source of this 3285-nucleotide messenger RNA. RefSeq names its product GATA binding protein 4 (gene gata4). The record is from RefSeq and is a predicted model, not a curated record. Gene Ontology annotation, cellular component: nucleus. NCBI's taxonomy places the organism in Eukaryota, Metazoa, Chordata, Actinopteri, Beloniformes, Belonidae. Bases 193 to 1368 code for a protein of 391 amino acids. Gene Ontology annotation, molecular function: zinc ion binding; RNA polymerase II cis-regulatory region sequence-specific DNA binding; DNA-binding transcription factor activity, RNA polymerase II-specific. The transcript has 6 exons. Gene Ontology annotation, biological process: positive regulation of transcription by RNA polymerase II; negative regulation of transcription by RNA polymerase II; cell fate commitment.
CUCACGCAUCAUCCCUCCUGCGAUUAACCCAUUUUUUUGAUUUCCUAAAUGUUGCGGUAGCUUCGGUGGACUUAACGGCAGAUCUAAUUUCCCGUGCACGAACGAGUUUUUUUUAAACAACCCGUCUUGGCUGUGACAUGCAGUGAUCCAUUGAUCUCAAUCACCGCGAAUGCCCUGCGUCAAGGUGAGGAUAUGUACCAAGGCAUAAUGACCACCAACCACGGACCCCCUUCCUAUGAAGCCGGAUUUCUGCACAGCGCCGCGGCGGCCACGUCCCCGGUGUACGUGCCCACCACCCGGGUGGUCACCCCCAUGAUCCCGGCGCUGCCCUACCUGCAGAGCCCCGGGGCUCCGCAGCAGAGCACCCCGGCCGCGGCCGGCCACCCCGCCUGGGCGCAGCCCGGCGCAGAGCCGGUGUCCGGCUACAACCACUCCCCGGUGUCGCCCCGCUUCGGCUUCUCCACCAGCCCGCCGCUGUCCUCCGGCGUGGCCGCGGCCCGGGACCCGGCGGGCUCUUACAGCAGCCCGCUCAACAUCUCCGCCAACGGGAGGGAGCACUACAGCGCCCGGGGCCUCGGCGGCUCCUACCACAGCCCCUACCCGGCCUACAUGAGCCCCAGCGUGGGCGGGUCGUGGCCGGCGUCCCCCUUCGACAGCCCGGUCCUGCACGGUCUGCAGAGCGGCGCUGCGGGCGCACCGACCCGGCACCCCAACAUAGAUUUAUUCGAUGACUUUGCUGAGGGUCGAGAGUGUGUGAACUGUGGGGCGAUGUCAACCCCCCUCUGGAGGCGAGAUGGCACUGGCCACUACCUGUGUAACGCCUGCGGAUUGUACCACAAGAUGAACGGCAUCAACAGGCCUCUCAUCAAACCUCAAAGACGCCUGUCUGCCUCGAGGCGGGUGGGCCUGUCCUGCACUAACUGUCACACCACCACCACCACUCUGUGGCGACGGAAUGCAGAAGGAGAGCCGGUCUGCAAUGCGUGUGGGCUCUACAUGAAACUCCACGGGGUCCCUCGACCUCUGGCUAUGAAGAAAGAGGGGAUCCAGACCCGCAAGCGCAAACCCAAGAACCUCAACAAGUCUCAAACCGGGACUCCAGGCGGUGAGGGGACUCCAGUUACACCAACCAACACUCCCCGCUCUUCCACCACUACCACCUCCACCACAGAGGAGCCUCGUCAGAUAAAGACAGAGCCAGAAAACCACAGCUUGUACACGCACCACAGUGCACACACACAGAUUUCUGCCCUACCAGCCUACAUGGCAGCUCAAGGAGGUGCCAUUCCUCUGAAGAUGUCCCCUGGGGGACACAACGGCUCCUCCAGCUCCAAAGCAGAGUCCUGGAACAACCUAAUCCUGGCUUAGGAGACCUACAGACCAGCAUCUCAACAACAACAACAAAAAAAAAAGAAUGAAAAAGGAAAGAAAAAGCUACCUAUGUACAGCAUUUUAAUGAAACUCUCCUAAGACUGCUGCUCUUGGUCCAGAUGAUCCCAGCAGUGUUUCCUACAAACUGUACUUUGCCGUCAGUAUGAUGAUUGUGGACGGAGAUAUGUGAACCACAGUCGAUGUUGUGAGAUCUUCAGCAGCGCUGCACAGAUCGCGUGUGUGCAGUUAGACGAGCCGGUGACUGAAAAAGAGAAAUUUCAGUAAUUCUGACCUUUUUCUACAAAUGUCAAUGCAAAGGCAUAAAGUGCUCGACGAACACUGUAACACAACAACAGUGACAAACAACAUUAAUGGUCAGACUUUAGUUAUCUGUUAUGUAAGUGUUUUCUUCGUUAUAAUGUAUAUGCUCGUGGACAUUGAUGGACACACGAAACACAAAAAAAACAUAUCACAACUGGACAACUUUAUUUAGACGGUUUCAUGACAGAGGUCUUACACAGCAAGUUUAUUUAAAGUGUUAGUUCACGACAAGAUUGGAAAAAUAACACAUAAACACCGGCACUUACAUUUAGAGAUGUCUGCUACACACUAUAUCUAAAUGCCAUAAAGAAAGACACAUUUUUUUUUAGUUUGUGGUGCUUCAAAAGCUUGUCUUAGAAAGGUUUUUUAUUUUUUUUCCUGUGGUGUAUCUGCUGUUAAGUUCAGCGUAUGUCGUAUUACAGUAGGUAUUUGAGAACCUCAGUUGUAAUGAGGUGGCAGCAGAAGGUGGAGCAGCUUUUAUAUCCAGGCAAAAAAAAAAAAAAAAACAUCACAAAUAGUUUAUUUUUGAUUGAACUGAUCAGUUGAAUGCAAAAUUAGUCUUAAUUCAAUGCACCUACCAUAGUAUAUCAUACGACUUCACCAAGACUAUUACUCCGUCCAUUUUACCUACAUUAAAGGAAUUUAGGCCUUUCUCAGAGGUAUUAAUUACACCUGUUUUAUGGCAAACAAACACAUUGAUAUGUGAAAACCAUUCUUUGCUGCUAAAUAGAGUCUGUUGUACUCGUUUAUAAUCACUUAGGUGACAUUUAACAGCACACGUGGACAGAUCUUGCAUCACUCCUCACAUCCAGUAAGACCCCAGUGAACCCAUCAGCCACAGCUCCCUUCUAAUCUCUCUGUGCCUCUGUCCUUUUUGUUAAAAGCUAAAGAAAAAAAAGAAAAAAAAGAAACUGUAUGUCACUUUUUACAUAACUUACAAAGUCAAACACAUGAUGAACUACCUAGGCAGCGUUUAAAUGCCGAGCACCAUGAAUGUGAUGUGGAAGUACAUAGCUCCCUCUACUGAUUCCGGAUCAGUUGUGCAUCUACUAGACUUUUUUUUUUUUUAUACUAAUGGGAUUUUUCCAAAUCGACCCCACUAGUUUUUAUUAUCACAGACUCUACUGUUAAACCUUGUUAUCAUACAAUUAUUAUCUAUCACCAGAGUUGUUUGAUAAGCUGUAUAAAGGAUACAAACUGUACAGUAUAUUAGAAAUACUUUUAAUUUGCUUGUGACAAGCAUGGAGGUAACAAUGUUGGAUAAAACCACAUGUAAUUACAAAAAUGUAAAAAAAAAAAGAAAAAAUUUAUGCGUUUAUAUGAAAAAAACAACAACUCCACUCCAGCAUUAUUAUGUACUACAUCAUUUGUGAUAUACUGGCCUGAAAGCAAAAAAGAUAAAGCAUUUUGAUGUCAUGUAAGUAAGUUAUGGGAUGUAAAUCUGGUGUCUUUUGUAUUCUUGCCAAUAUAUGGUGAUUUUCAAUAUUUGCAAAACUUCCUCAGACGGCUUCUGCAUCUUCAAACUGCAGUUUUCCAAUUUUUAAAUAGACUCCUAUGAAUUUCAGAAUAUCCUUGAUAAAAAGCUGGACAGUG